Papaver somniferum (opium poppy) is the source of this 1389-nucleotide messenger RNA. RefSeq lists its product as uncharacterized. The coding region runs from base 1 to 1389 and encodes 462 amino acids. The record is from RefSeq and is a predicted model, not a curated record. NCBI's taxonomy places the organism in Eukaryota, Viridiplantae, Streptophyta, Magnoliopsida, Ranunculales, Papaveraceae. The transcript is spliced from 2 exons. Gene Ontology annotation, molecular function: RNA-DNA hybrid ribonuclease activity; nucleic acid binding.
AUGGGAACAGUGAGCAGCAAAAACAUCAUAUGGGUGAGAUGGGUACAAGCUAAUUUAAUCAAGGAUCAAGAUUUCUGGUAUGUGAAAGCCCCGGCGGAUUCUUCUUGGUGUUGGAGACGUAUCCUGGAUCACAGAACUAUAGCUACAAAGUUUGUACUCCACCUUAUAGGCAAUGGGGACAACACAAAGCUGUGGAAAGAUAAUUGGUUGGGCCAUGGUAGCCUUAUGAGCAUGUUUCCUCCACAAACUCAGUUUGACUCGGACCAUCAUCUUGACGCCAGGGCCAGCAGUUGUCUGGUUGAGGGGACCUGGAACUUAUCUCCAAAUCUGAAAAAUGCGUUGGGGAAUUUUGUGACGGAGGUAGAGAGCAUUCAAACAGAUCACCUAAUUUGUGACAGGGUUGUGUGGACGGCUGGCAACACGGGGGAAUUUGUCCUCAAGGAUACUUACAAUGCUUUGAGGCAUAAAGAAGUCAAAAAAAAGUGGCACAAAUUGAUUUGGUUUCCACAUUGCAUCCCAAGGCACUGUUUUAUUGUUUGGGUCAGUCUUCAACGUGGCUUGAAGACCAAAUUCAAGCUUCUUUCGUGGGGAAUGGAGGUCGAUCAAGUCUGCAGCCUUUGUAAUAUCAUGCUUGAGGAUGACUACCAUCUGUUUUUUAGCUGCAGCUAUUCCGCUUUCAUUUGGAGGCACAUUAUAAGACUUUUGGGACUUAGAGACAUUAUUGCUCAAGACUGGGACAAGCAGAUUGACUGGUGUGUGGAGCACAUAAAGGGUGGAAACUCUAUAGGUACAAUCAAGAGGCUCAUGUUUAAUGCUUUCAUAUAUCAUGUUUGGUGUGAAAGAAAUAGGAGGACCUUUUCUCAAAAGAGCAUGCCUGCUGGCCUCUUACUUUUAAAGAUAAUCGAAGAUGUCAGGCUCCGUUUGGACACGUGCAAAGUCUAUAUGCCUGACAACAAUGAGUCCCGUAGCUUGACAGCUAGAAUAAGGUGUAACACUGAGUUCUUUUUACCUGUUCAAAAAGCUAUAAGCUGGCAAAAACCAGAGGUAGGGGAUGUGGCAGUCAAUACCGAUGGAUCCUUAAGUGAUGAUGGUGCUGUUUUUGGGGCAAUAAUUCGAGAUGAGCAUGGAACUGCUCUCUCUGCAGUGGAAGGUAGUUCAGGUCCCUCCUCCAUUACUUUGCAUGAGCUUCAAGGCAUUGAAGCGGGUCUUAAACUUGCUCUUUUCAAUGACCACUCCAGAAUCUCUCUUAGAGAAGUUAAUGGUGCGGCUGAUUUGCUUGCUAGUUCUAGACCUGCAGGAAAUUUUGUUGUGGUUCACCCAAACUCGUUUUCUGAAGAGUUGAAGAAAAUCAUUAGGGAGGAUGCCAUGGGAAAAACAUACUACAGAUAG